Peromyscus californicus insignis is the source of this 967-nucleotide messenger RNA. RefSeq names its product leukocyte immunoglobulin-like receptor subfamily A member 6. Gene Ontology annotation, molecular function: inhibitory MHC class I receptor activity. The transcript has 3 exons. NCBI's taxonomy places the organism in Eukaryota, Metazoa, Chordata, Mammalia, Rodentia, Cricetidae. Bases 56 to 967 code for a protein of 303 amino acids. The record is from RefSeq and is a predicted model, not a curated record. Gene Ontology annotation, biological process: cytokine-mediated signaling pathway.
UUGCUUUUGUUUUGUUUUGUUUUUAGGGGGCCUCUCAAAACCCACACUCAGAGCUAUGCCAAGUAAUGUGGUAACCAUUGGGAAGCAGGUAACUCUACUUUGUGAAGGCCCCUUAGAUGCCCAAGAAUACCAUUUCUAUAAAGAAGGUAAGCCACAUUCCCAGGUACCAACAGCUCAUGAAGACACUGAAAAAAAGGACAAGAUCUUUAUCUCAUCCAUUAAAAGUAAUGAUGCAGGCCAAUAUCAGUGUUAUUUUAAAAGCCGUGCUGGCACAUCAGAACACAGUGACACCCUGGAGCUCGUGGUGACAGGUUUCUAUAUCAAACCAACCCUGUUUGCACUGCCAAACCCUAUUGUAGCCUUAGGAGGAUAUGUGACCCUCUUAUGUAUCUCACAUGAGGGAUACAACAGGUUCAUUUUAAUUAAGGACAAGCAGUUCUCCAGCUCCAUGGACUCACAAUAUGUAUAUGAUGGGCUGUCUCCAGCCAGAUUUGAAGUGGGUCCCAUCACAUUCAGAGAAAGAUGGAGUUUCAGAUGCUAUGGUUAUCACACAAGCAAGCCUCAAGUGUGGUCAGAAGGGAGUGACAUCCUGGAGCUUCUUGUCUCAGGUUUCUACUACAAACCCACCCUGUCUGCACUGCCAAUCCCUGUUGUAACUUUAGGAGGAUCUGUGACCCUUUCAUGUACCUCAAAACAGAGAUAUGACAGGUUUAUUUUAAUUAGGUAUAAGCAGUUCUCCAGCUCCAUGAACUCAAAAUAUGUAUAUACUGGUCAGUCUCCAGCCAUGUUCCAAGUGGGUCCCGUCACUCUCAGUGAAAGAUGGAGUUUCAGAUGCUAUGGCUACUACUCAGGAGAGCCCCAUGUAUUGUCAAAAGGGAGUGAUAUCCUGGAGCUUCUAGUCUCAGGUGAGCAAGCCCCAGGCUUGAAUGACAUUGAACAUGAAGCAGGUUUCUCUAGGAGAUGCUAG